Messenger RNA from Equus caballus (horse), 4863 nucleotides. Lineage: Eukaryota; Metazoa; Chordata; Mammalia; Perissodactyla; Equidae. The record is from RefSeq and is a predicted model, not a curated record.
CCUGCGCGGGGCGUUUCGUGCUGGGCCGGGUCGGACCGAGCCCAGGGUCGUCGAGAGGCUUUCUGGCUCCCGGAGCUGCCCGCAGGGCCUUGGUGACAGCUGGCGGGGACUGGACAGAGCCCCGGCCCUGUCGCCUGCCGCGCCAGUGACGCCCUCUGAGGGGCCGUGGUCUGAGGGGCAGCUUUGCUUGGUCCUUGGCCUCGGGCGCCCUAACCCGGGGCACGUGCCCAGGAUGCUGUUGGACCCCCUCUGGGUCUGGGGGCGGCUCGUGGAGCGUCUGCCGUGGGCUGCGGAGGGACCAGUGCUGAGGGCCCCGGCUCGGGCUGGGGGCGAAGAGGUCAUGCUCGAGUCUGGUUCUUUGUAGGGGGCAGACAGUGCAGACAGGAACGGGUUUGGACCUGAUCCUUGGGUCAAAGGCUCUAAACGCUGACAUGCAGUGCGCAGGGGCCCACAUCAUGUGCCAUGGAUGGUGGCAGAUGGCAAGGCACAUGGUGCCUGGCUAAAGGGACAGUGGCCCUGGGCUCCAGCCAGCUGAGGCCCUGUGGGGUGUCUGCCACAGAUGCCAGGUCUCAGGGGUUUAUUAAACAGCAGCCGCUGGAAACCUUGUUUUUUGUGGGGGUUUUUUGCUGAGGAAGAUUGCCCUGAGCUAACAUCUGUGCCAGUCUUCCUCUGUUUUGUGUGUGGCUCACCACCACAGCAUGGCCACCAAUGAGUGGUGUACGUCUGUGCCUGGGAGCUGAACCUGGGCCACCGAGCAUGCUGAACUUAACCACUGGCCAUGGGCCGGCACGUAACUCUGUUUUUUAUGUAAGAAGCUCUCUAGUUUUAAAUGUUAAUGUUAACUUGACAGGUUCUGGAAUAUCGUGUGGCCAAAGGAAGUACAGAUGUGACUGCAUUUGGCCUUGGGGCUGCCCGUUUGUCACCUCUGCUGUAGGUGCUUUUAGGUCCUGAGGGAGGGACAUCCAGGCAGGGGCUACAGACUUUCAGAGAUCCCCAUUUUGGGGCCUGGGUGCUCGAAAGGUAUGUCCCGGAACCCACCUCUGGGUUGUGUGAACUGAGUGGUUGAGGUAAUGGGCCAGUGGGAGCCACCCCUCCCCCUGUCUUUCCUUCCACCCCUUUGGGGUUAGCACAGAUCUGCUUGGGGUUCGAGCUUGAGAAUGGGGCGGUCUGAGGCAGGACUCCCCAGCUGCAGCCCUGGUCUGGGAGGCCCCUGUGCCAAGUGUCUGAGUGGGGCUGUGAGGACGCUGUCACAGUGGAAGUGCUUUGGGAGGAGUCUGCCAGAGCUUGUGCGCUGAGGGGUGGUGAUCCUGUGCCACCUGGCUUCGUGGUUCUGGACUGUGCAGCUGGGGAGGGGGUGAGACCUGAGGAGUUCUGGGAGGGGGAGUCACCGUGGAUCCUCUAGCGCGUCCCGGCUCCCUCCCCUGGGUGGGCUGCUGGGCAUGCGGAGGUGAGUCAGUUGUAGCCCUUGCCCUCUGGACGCUUUCAGAAGAUGUGGGGAAGUGAAACCUCAGUUCUGGAGGAGAGGAAAAACCUAGAGGGUGAUUCAGAGGUGCUGUGGACACAAUUUGGAAGGGAGAAGGCACUCCAGAGGGGCACGUGGAUCGUGUGGUGGGGGCAGGAUAACGUAAACAACUGGUCCAGCCAACUUAUCAGGACACGGUGAGGGAUCAGGGUGGAGGGGUUUUAGCACCCCAUUUCGGGGCCAGGAGGGCCUCACUGCUGUUUUCUGAAGAUGAACGUUUGUUCAGGGGAAUAUUGUGGUGGGAAGGAGGGGGCUGGGGAGGUACCAAGUGGGAUCUUCUGUGGAGAGCACUGCGUAAGAGGAAAUCGAUGUGGAAUAGUCUCUCUUGUCCCCAGCAGAUGAACAUUCCUCGGGAACAGCUCUGUGUGGCAUUUCCCUGUGUUCUGACCCCCCAUCUAGUACCGGGCCCACAUUCCUGUGACAAUUGAGUGGGUAAAGGGCCAUCUUCUGGUGCAAGGAGAAGAGCAGCUGAGCAGGAACUGGCUUUGUGGCGAUGGUCCUGUUUGUCUUUGACAGUCUCAUGCCUCCUUCCUGCCAGCCCAGCCUCGUUCUUUCCCUCUGCACAGGAGGGUCUGAGUCUCCAGUACAGCCCCUGUCUGUGCUAGGAGAUGAUGGGGUGGGUAUUGAUGAUAAGAAAAUUGAUCUUCUUGUUAGCCUCAGGGAGCCCCUCUCUGGAUGCUGGAGACAUUUUGAAGACAGCGGGCUCCUUGGUGGGACCGGUCAGGUCAAGUUCCUUUGGAGAGAGGGUGUGAGGGAGAGGUGGCUGGUUCCCAGAUGUUAUAGGCCCCCAUGGACACCAUUUUGGAAGCCAGACUCCAUACUCAGCAGAAGAGCAGCCAGAAUGGCCGGGAGACCAGCCUGUGGUCCUCAGGCUUUGGGAUGAAGCUGGAAGCUGUCACCCCAUUCCUGGGGAAAUAUCGCCCCUUUGUGGGUCGUUGCUGCCAGACCUGCACCCCUAAGAGCUGGGAGUCCCUCUUCCACAGAAGCAUAAUGGAUUUGGGCUUCUGCAAUGCGAUCCUGGUGAAGGAGGAGAACACCAGGUUUCGGGGCUGGCUGGUUCGGAGGCUCUGCUAUUUCUUGUGGUCACUGGAGCAGCACAUACCCCCCUGCCAGGAUGCUCCACAGAAGAUCAUGGAAAGCACUGGGGUGCAAAAUGUCAUCUCAGGGAGGGCCCCAGGAGGGGCUGGGGAGGGCCAGGUGCCCAACCUUGUGAAGAAAGAGGUACAGCGCAUCCUGGGACACAUCCAGGCCCCGCCCUGCCCCUUCCUGCUCAGGCUGUUCAGCUGGGCUCUGCUGCGGUUCCUGAACUGCCUCUUCCUGAACGUGCAGCUCCACAAGGGCCAGAUGAAGAUGGUCCACAAGGCCGCCCAGGCGGGCUCGCCGCUUGUCUUCCUCUCUACCCACAAGUCACUCCUGGACGGGAUUCUGCUGCCCUUCGUGCUGCUCUCCCAGGGCCUGGGCGUGCUCCGUGUGGCUUGGGACCCCCGUGCCUGCUCCCCAAUCCUCAGAGCUCUGCUAAGGAAGCUUGGGGGGCUUUUCCUACCCCCAGAGGCCAACCUCCCCCUGGACAGUUCUGAGGGGGUCCUUGCAAGGGCUGUGAUCCAUGCGGCUAUGGAGCAGCUGCUGGUCAGCAGGCAACCCCUGCUCAUCUUUCUGGAGGAGCUCCCUGGGGCCCAGGGGCCUCGGCUGUCAGCCUUGGGCCAGGCCUGGCUGGGACUGGUGGUGGAGGCGGUCAAGGUGGGCAUCGUCCCAGAUGCUCUCCUGGUGCCAGUGGCCAUCACCUAUGACCUGGUUCCAGAUGCACCACGUUAUGCACACCAUGCCUCAGCCCCACUGGGGCUGUGGACGGGAGCUCUGGCUGUCCUGCGAAGCCUGCGAGGCUGGGGCUGUAGCCACCGGGUCUGUGUCCGUGUGCAGCUGGCCCAGCCCUUCUCCCUGCAGGAAUACACCAUCAAUGCCAGAAGCUGUUGGGGAAGCAGGCAGACCCUGGAGCAGCUGCUGCAGCCCAUCGUGCUGGGCCAGUGUACUGCUGUUCCAGACACUGAGAAGGAACAGGAGUGGACCCCAGUAACUCAGCCUCUUCUGGCCCUCAAGGAAGAGGACCAGUGCCUGAUCAGGAGGCUGAGCUGUCACGUCCUGAAUGCCAGCGUGGCCAGCUCGGCGGUGAUGAGCACGGCCAUCAUGGCAACGCUGCUGCUGUUUAAGCACCCAAAGGGGGUGUUCCUGUCACAGCUCCUGGGGGAGUUCUCCUGGCUGACAGAGGAGACAUUGCUGCGUGGCUUUGAUGUGGGCUUCUCAGGGCAGCUGCGGUGCCUGUUGCAGCACACGCUGAGCCUGCUGCGGGCACACGUGGCUCUGCUGCGUGUCCGCCAGGGGGAUUUGCUGGUGGUUCCACGGCCUGGGCCAGGCCUCAUGGACCUUGCACGCUUGAGUACAGAGCUGCUGCCGGCCUUCCUGAGCGAGGCCGUGGGUGCCUGUGCUGUGCGGGGGCUGCUGGCAGGCAGAGUGCCACCUGAGGGGCCCUGGGAGCUGCAAGGCAUCGAGCUGCUGAGCCAGAAUGAGCUAUACCGCCAGAUCCUGCUGCUGCUGCACUUGCUGCCACAAGACCUGCUGCUGCUGCCGCCUUGCCAGUCUUCCUACUGCUACUGUCAGGAGGUGCUGGACCGUCUCAUCCAGUGUGGGCUCCUGGUUGCUGAGGAGACCCCAGGCUCCCAGCUGGCCUGCGACACAGGGCGACAGCGUUUGAGUGCAAAGCUGCUGUGGAAACCGAGUGGGGACUUUACUGAUAGUGACAGUGAUGACUUCGAGGAGGCGGAGGGCCGGUACUUUAGGCUCAGUCAGCAGUCGCGCUGCCCCGACUUCUUCCUCUUUCUCUGCCGCCUGCUCAGCCCACUGCUCAAGGCCUUCGCCCAGGCUGCCGCCUUCCUCCACCAGGGACAGCUGCCUGAUAGCGAGUCGGGCUACGUGGAGCAGCUGUUCCAGUUCCUGCAGGACACUGCCCAGGAGGAAGGGUUCUUUGAGUGUGCAGACCCAAAUCUUGCCAUCAGUGCUAUCUGGACCUUCAGAGACCUGGGGGUGUUACAGCAGACACAAAGCCCUGCAGGCCCCAUGCUCCACCUGUCUCCCACAUUUGCCAGCCGGGACAAUCAGGAAAAGCUGGAACAGUUCAUUCGGCAGUUCAUUUGUGGCUAGAACUGUGAGGUGGAGCCCGUCCUGAGACUUCUCAGCCCCAGAACACAGCCGUGCCCUGGAGCCAGAAGACAGAGGAGGUUGCAGACCCUUAGCUGGACUAUAAAAUCUUUGAGGUUUGAUUGUCCCUUGCUGUCUUUUGCUUUCUCCAU